Molecule: messenger RNA, 1857 nt
Organism: Penicillium daleae
Lineage: Eukaryota; Fungi; Ascomycota; Eurotiomycetes; Eurotiales; Aspergillaceae
Product: pseudouridine synthase DEG1
Exons: 1
Coding region: 1-1857 (618 amino acids)
Biological process (GO): tRNA pseudouridine synthesis; mRNA pseudouridine synthesis
Cellular component (GO): nucleus; cytoplasm
Molecular function (GO): pseudouridine synthase activity; RNA binding
Source: RefSeq, a predicted model, not a curated record
AUGGCGGGCACCAGCAAUGAGGAGAGCCCCGACUACAGCACCUGGAGUAAUUCCAGCCUGAUUGAGCGCAUCACGGAACUUGAGCGCCAGCUGCACUCGCAGACCACGCAGUAUACGGCACCAACCCCCGUGCUCGGCGAAGCCAUACCCCGCGCACCGAUUGCUACGGAUGUGAGCGAACCUGCGAUUCCUCUUGCUGAUACACUCGCCAGCUCCUCGUCCUCGAAGAAGAAGCGUCUGCACUCUCCAGAUGGCGGCGAUAUCUGUCAUGCACCUGGGCGGUCGCGCCCUCAUAAGGAGGAGCGUGGGUUUGAUCCGUCGAAAUAUCAAACGCGGUUCAUUGCGCUCAAGUUCGCCUACUUGGGUCAGCGGUACAAUGGCCUGGAACAUACCAAUGGGAAUACCACACCGCUGCCUACGAUUGAGGAGACUCUAUGGAAGGCGCUGCGUCGGACAAGAUUGAUUCUUCCGCAGACCUCGUCUCCCGCAGACGAGCCGGACGAUGCCCAUCCCAGAGAGCAGCGGCCCUACUCCAUUCAUUGGGAUGGGUGUGAUUACUCGAAAGCCGGAAGAACUGAUCGCGGUGUGAGUGCUUUUGGACAGGUCGUUGGUCUCAGAGUUCGUAGCGCGAGGCCACAGCCGAAACCCAAGGCUGCGACUGAGCAGGAGGGUCUACAAGAUGGUGAUGCCAUGCAGGUCGAAGAACCGUCUGCAGAUUCGGACUGGGACGAUAUCGCGGAUGAGAUUGCCUAUAUACAAGUUCUGAAUAGGGUGCUCCCCGAGGACAUUCGAGUUCUCGCUUGGUGCCCUCACCCUCCCGAGGGAUUCGAUGCCCGAUUCUCCUGCCGUGAGCGCCGUUAUCGGUACUUCUUCACUCAGCCGGCGUUCUCCCCCACACCCGGCGCCUUUGGCUUUGAGAACCGCGCAGGAACCGGCAAGGGCGAGCGCACCAAAUACCGCGAGGGCUGGCUGGACAUUGACGCAAUGCGCGAAGCCGCCAAACACUUCGAGGGUACACACGACUUCCGGAACUUUUGCAAACUCGAUACAAGCAAGCAGAUUGAGAACUUUGAGCGCAUCAUCUACCAUUCUGACAUCCAACUCGUGAACCCGAAAACCAACCCUCUGGGAUAUGUCGGCCAACCUGGAUUCCAGAUCACAGAGGACUUUGAAGCAGAUGUGGACAUGUUGUCUUCGCAAAAGCCCGAGCCUACCACUCCUCAGGUAUACUCCUUCAACUUGUAUGGAUCUGCCUUUUUGUGGCACCAGGUGCGCCACAUGGUGGCCAUCCUCUUCUUAGUCGGUCAAGGACUCGAGUCUCCGUCCAUUGUUCCAGAGCUGUUGGAUAUUAUCAAAAAUCCUCGGAAGCCAUCAUAUGAGAUGGCCUCCGAUGCGCCACUAGUCCUGUGGGACACUAUCUUCCCAGAUGAGAGCACAGGUAGCCGAGAUGAUGCUCUAGAUUGGGUUUAUGCGGGCGAUCCACGCCUCAACAAGAGCCGCAGUGCUAAGGGUGAUAGCAAGUACGGCUUGAACGGUGCUGUCGAGAGCCUGUGGACAGUCUGGAGACAGCGCAAAAUGGACGAGAUCUUGGCUGGAGCACUGCUAGACUUGGUCGUCAGUCAAGGUGACCACAGCAUGGUGACAAAGAUGGACGGCAAGCAGGGAACUGGCAAGAAGCAGAGCAGAGGCGCCAAGAUCUGGUUGGGAGGAGACGAUGCUCGCACAGGUGGAAGAUAUGUACCCGUUCUGCAAAAAUCGAAAACGGAAUCUGUGGAUGUCCGGAAUGCCAAGUGGCUCGCGGCUAAGCAGCGUAAAGACGCCAUCAAGGCCGCGGCGGUGCAGAAAGACGAGGUUUAA